Molecule: messenger RNA, 786 nt
Organism: Argentina anserina (silverweed cinquefoil)
Lineage: Eukaryota; Viridiplantae; Streptophyta; Magnoliopsida; Rosales; Rosaceae
Product: expansin-A7
Exons: 3
Coding region: 1-786 (261 amino acids)
Biological process (GO): plant-type cell wall organization
Cellular component (GO): extracellular region
Source: RefSeq, a predicted model, not a curated record
AUGACUUCUUUCCUUCGAUCGUGGAGCUUCAGCCUCGUCUUGGUGUCAUGGAUGUUGACGACCAUAGGCAGAACAACCUUGGCCGCUUACCGACCAAGUCCAUGGAAACUCGCUCAUGCUACUUUUUACGGGGAUGAAACUGCAAGAGAGACCAUGGGAGGAGCUUGUGGAUAUGGAAACCUGUUCCUCAAUGGCUAUGGGACGGAUACUGUAGCAUUGAGCUCAACGCUGUUCAACAAUGGCUACUCUUGUGGAGCUUGUUUCCAGAUCAAAUGUUAUCAGUCUCCCUGGUGCUAUAAAAAUGUUCUGUUCACCACUGUCACCGCUACCAAUCUUUGCCCGCCAAACUGGUCCCAGAACUCCAAUGCCGGAGGCUGGUGCAACCCUCCUAGGGUUCACUUUGACAUGUCCAAGCCUGCCUUCAUGAAGAUUGCUCAGUGGAAGGCUGGCAUUGUUCCAGUCAUGUUCCGCAGGGUACCAUGCAUGAGGUCUGGGGGGCUCAGAUUCUCUUUCCAAGGAAAUGGAUACUGGCUCUUGGUCUAUAUCAUGAAUGUGGGUGGAGCUGGUGAUAUUAAAAACAUGUGGGUUAAGGGAUCCAAAUCUGGGUGGAUUCUGAUGAGCCAUAACUGGGGAGCUUCAUACCAGGCUUUUGCAACCUUGAAGGGCCAAGCUCUCUCUUUCAGGGUCACUUCCUACACAACCAGGGAAACCAUCAUUGCAUGGAAUGUUGCUCCUUCUAACUGGAAUUUGGGUUUGACUUACAAGUCAAAUACCAACUUCCGCUGA